GGACUGGACAAAAUAAUACUUAAAACUCAUGUUUGGUUUGAGAAUGGACUAACUUAAAUGAGACUAUAUAGUCCCACGGAAAAAAAAACGGCUCGCUCGCCCUUCUAAUAUGGUGGCGUCGAAAAUUGCUCCGCAAAAUAGUGCUAUCGCUGAAUAGAACAAGCGAGUCCGACACAACGCAAACCAGUUUCUUCUUCUUCUUCACCUGAGUCGUGAUAUCUUGGUGCAGCGUGUAUCGACUCUGCCACACAAUUCUGCCAUUGACCUUCACGACGGAUUUAAUUGCAGGAGUGAUAAGCAAUUGAAAUAUUUCUCCAUUCUGAGGGCGCCAUCCAUGUGGGUCUUGUUUCUGAUGAUGCUUUCAGGCCACCUGAAAUUACAGAGCCUAUGAAUGUUGUGAACAGCAUGGUCAUCAACCAAUUGAACAAAUCUGUUUGUUCUUGAAGUGGGCUUUGUGGUUUUUCAAUCGUGGAUAUCAGCGACAUCGCAGAUUCCUGAACCCAAAUGCACGAAAGUUGAGGACAUACGUGGUUAACCGUGCUUCUUCCGAAUUUUUAACUCUGCUCAAGGCGUUACGCUCCAACAGUCCAACUACCCCCGGCGGCUUCUUCUCUCUCUGCUAUGCAAAUUGCAGAAGUUGAGCUGCAUUGAGAUGUUGAGGUCGUGGGAUAAUGGGGUCGAAGAGGCUCUUCAGAAACUUGAACACCUUCAACUCCUUCGUUCUCUCAGACCCAUUUACCUCCAAAAUGGACCAACCCAAGAAGCCCAAAACCCCGUCGAUGAUGAAUUCCAUGUGUUCGAUGAAAUGCAGCCGUGGGACCGAUCCUCUGUGGAGGUCCACAUUCCUGAACCCACGUUCCAGAAAUGGCUCCACGAUAUUCCCAGUUCCGGAGAUGAGGAAGGUACCCAUAAGUUCAGAAAGCUGCUACUAUUCUCUGGGAAUGACUAUUUGGGCCUGAGCUCACAUCCUACCAUUGGAAAAGCUGCUUCCAAGGCAGCCCUAGAACAUGGGAUGGGCCCCAGGGGCUCUGCUUUAAUCUGCGGAUAUACCGAUUACCAUAGGCGACUCGAGUCAUGCAUUGCAGAAUUAAAGAAGAAAGAGGAUUGCCUUCUUUGUCCCACAGGAUUUGCAGCCAAUAUGGCCUUGAUGGUAGCUUUGGGAAAUGUUGGCUCUCUCUUGGCUGCUGGAAAAACUCCUUUAACUAAUGAAAAAAUUGCCAUUUUUUCUGAUGCACUGAACCAUGCGUCAAUAAUCGAUGGUAUUCGUCUUGCUGAACGACAAAAAUCUGUAGAGAUAUUCAUCUAUAGACAUUGCGACAUGACACACCUUAAUGCAUUGUUAUCAAGUUGCACAAUGAGGAAGAAAGUUGUCGUGACUGAUAGCUUGUUUAGUAUGGACGGAGACUUUGCACCAAUGAUUGAGCUUGUGAAGCUACGCAAAGAGCAUGGCUUUCUGUUAGUUAUUGAUGAUGCUCAUGGAACAUUUGUUUGUGGAAAAAAUGGUGGCGGAGUGGCAGAGCAAUACAAUUGUGAAAGAGAUGUUGACAUAUGUGUUGGGACUUUGAGUAAGGCUGCAGGUUGCCAUGGCGGAUUCAUAGCAUGCAGCAAAAGGUGGAAGCAACUCAUACAAUCAAGGGGUCGGUCUUUUAUAUUUUCAACUGCUACGCCGAUACCAAUUGUUGCUGCUGCCCGUGCUUCUCUUAUUGUGGCAAGAAAGGAAACAUGGCGUAGAAGGGAAAUUUGGAAUCGGGUGCAAGACUUUCGUGUUCUCACUGGAAUCCCCAUAAAUAGUCCCAUAAUAUCUCUUAUCGUAGGGAGCGAAGAGAAGGCUCUGCAAGCAAGCCAGAGUUUGUUGAAAUCUGGUUUCCAUGUGACUGCAAUUAGACCCCCAACAGUGCCACCCAACUCAUGCAGGCUACGCGUGACAUUGAGCGCAACGCACACAAGAGACGAUAUUGAGAGGUUCACAGCCGCACUCUCCCUUUGUGUCAAUUUUCAAGAAAUUGGCAUCCACGGCUCAAAUGGUGGAUAUGCAAGGCUUUAGGAUUUGAUUUGUUUUAGAUUCCAUAGCUCUUAAGUGUACUGAGAAUGAGAUUACCAAAACACAUAUACUGUAAUAAGAAUUGAACAUCAUUUAGGAUGUAUGUGGGCCGGCUGUGCCUUUAUAAAGCUCCUUUACACCU
This is a messenger RNA of Prunus dulcis (almond), 2183 nucleotides long. RefSeq names its product 8-amino-7-oxononanoate synthase. NCBI's taxonomy places the organism in Eukaryota, Viridiplantae, Streptophyta, Magnoliopsida, Rosales, Rosaceae. The transcript is spliced from 12 exons. Gene Ontology annotation, molecular function: pyridoxal phosphate binding. Bases 653 to 2044 code for a protein of 463 amino acids. Gene Ontology annotation, biological process: biosynthetic process. The record is from RefSeq and is a predicted model, not a curated record.